Molecule: messenger RNA, 510 nt
Organism: Orbilia oligospora ATCC 24927
Lineage: Eukaryota; Fungi; Ascomycota; Orbiliomycetes; Orbiliales; Orbiliaceae
Exons: 5
Coding region: 1-510 (169 amino acids)
Biological process (GO): Arp2/3 complex-mediated actin nucleation; actin filament polymerization
Cellular component (GO): actin cytoskeleton; Arp2/3 protein complex
Molecular function (GO): actin filament binding
Source: RefSeq, a predicted model, not a curated record
AUGUCUCUAGCUUUACGUCCCUAUCUCACCUGCGUCCGCGCAUCUCUUACGGCUGCACUUUCCCUGAGUAAUUUCGCGUCUCAGACCGUCGAGCGUCAUAACGUCCCCGAAAUCGAAGCUGGAAAAUCCUCGGAGUUACUCCUGAAUCCCCUUACCAUCUCCCGAAACGAAAACGAGAGAGUUCUCAUCGAGCCUUCGGUCAAUUCUGUCAGGGUUUCUAUUCGGAUCAAGCAGGCGGAUGAGAUUGAGGACAUUCUCGUCCAUAAAUUCACCCGAUUCCUUACCCAGAGAGCCGAGGCGUUCUUCAUUCUAAGAAGAAAACCUGUCAAGGGAUACGACAUUUCGUUUCUUAUUACGAACUUUCAUACGGAGGCCAUGUUGAAGCAUAAAUUGGUAGACUUUAUCAUUCAUUUUAUGGAUGAAGUUGACAAGGAGAUUUCCGAAAUGAAGCUAUUCCUCAAUGCUCGUGCCCGUUUCGUUGCCGAAGCUUUCCUAACACCGUUUGAUUGA